Messenger RNA from Jaculus jaculus (lesser Egyptian jerboa), 1671 nucleotides. It is a transcript of the gene Eipr1, whose product is annotated as EARP complex and GARP complex interacting protein 1. Lineage: Eukaryota; Metazoa; Chordata; Mammalia; Rodentia; Dipodidae. The transcript has 9 exons. The coding region runs from base 156 to 1319 and encodes 387 amino acids. The record is from RefSeq and is a predicted model, not a curated record. Gene Ontology annotation, molecular function: protein binding. Gene Ontology annotation, biological process: protein ubiquitination.
UCAGGAACUGAGCCCUACGGGAGCUGGUCUGGGCCACAAACAAUGCGGUUUUGGAGUCGUUUUCUCGAAUGGGGAAUGAAUGGGUUCUGGGAGAGCGCUAGUUAGGUGGGCCCUGACCUCUCCGCGAGGGUCUGCGCGCGUGCGCCUUCCGCAGCAUGGAGGACGAUGCGCCGGUGAUCUACGGGCUGGAGUUCCAGGCACGUGCUCUAACACCUCAAACUGCAGAAACAGAUGCCAUUCGGUUUUUGGUUGGGACGCAGUCUCUUAAAUAUGAUAAUCAGAUCCACAUCAUAGAUUUUGAUGAUGAAAAUAACCUUAUAAAUAAAAAUGUCCUCCUCCAUCAAGUGGGUGAAAUCUGGCACAUGAGUGCCAGUCCCUCAGACAAAGGCGUGCUGGCCACCUGCUACAACAAAACUUCAGACAGCCGAGUCCAGACAUGUGCAGCCGUGUGGAGGAUGCCCAAGGAGUUGGAAUCUGGCAGCCACGAAUCCCCGGAUGACUCUGCAAGCACUGCGCAGACCCUGGAGCUGCUCUGUCACCUUGACAACGGGGCCCACGGCAAUGUGGCCUGUGUCACGUGGGAGCCGAUGGGCGAUGGGAAGAAAGUCAUUUCCCUGGCUGAUAACCAUAUCCUGCUGUGGGACCUCCAGGAAAGCUCCAGCCAGGCUGUGCUGGCCAGCUCAGCAGCACUAGAAGGGAAGGGCCAGCUGAAGUUCACUGCAGGGCGGUGGAGCCCACACCACAACUGUACCCAGGUGGCCACAGCAAAUGACACCACCCUGAGAGGCUGGGACACACGGAGCAUGAGCCAGAUAUACUGCAUAGAGAAUGCCCAUGGACAGCUGGUCCGUGACCUUGAUUUCAACCCCAACAAGCAGUACUACCUAGCCAGCUGCGGAGAUGACUGCAGGGUGAAGUUCUGGGAUACUCGGAAUGUCACUGAGCCUGUGAAGACCUUGGAGGAGCACUCCCACUGGGUGUGGAGUGUCCGCUACAACCACUCUCAUGAUCAGCUCGUCCUCACUGGCAGCAGUGACAGCAGAGUUAUCCUGUCCAACAUGGUGUCCAUCUCCUCAGAGCCCUUCGGCCACCUGGUGGAUGAUGAUGAUGUCAGUGACCCAGAGGAGCACCACACAGAUGAGAAGAGUAAGGAGCCCCUGCAGGACAACGUCAUCGCCACCUACGAGGAACAUGAGGACAGCGUGUAUGCCGUGGACUGGGCCUCAGCUGACCCGUGGCUGUUUGCUUCCCUGAGUUAUGAUGGGAGGCUGGUUAUCAACAGGGUCCCCAGGGCACUGAAGUACCACAUCCUGCUCUAGGGACUCUUGUCACUCCAGUGGGCCCACUUGCAGAUUACAAAAUCCUGUUAGCUACUAGAGGCAAUUCCUUUCGCAAGUAGACCUCUGUGGGAGAACCAGCAUUGCCUUCAUACACAAGUUCUUAGGAGUGACAACAGGCUUCUACCACAGCUCACCUAACACCACGCACAGUGCUCGCUGAGGUGGGAGCCAUGCCCCUUUGCUGCAUGACUUGAUACCUGCCUAGUCACUGCUUGGUUUCUGUGACCUACCUGAGGGGUGUUUGGAGUUUCAUUUUUCACCAGUCUGUUUCUACCAUGUAAACUUACCUUUCUCUUGAUUAUAAAAUGAAAUAAAGCAAGUGAGGAUGGAA